This is a messenger RNA of Xenopus tropicalis (tropical clawed frog), 2280 nucleotides long. RefSeq names its product arachidonate 5-lipoxygenase activating protein (gene alox5ap). The record is from RefSeq and is marked provisional. Gene Ontology annotation, molecular function: enzyme activator activity. NCBI's taxonomy places the organism in Eukaryota, Metazoa, Chordata, Amphibia, Anura, Pipidae. Gene Ontology annotation, biological process: leukotriene metabolic process; cellular oxidant detoxification. Gene Ontology annotation, cellular component: nuclear membrane; endoplasmic reticulum membrane; membrane.
AGAGACAGCUGCUGCUCUUACCCCUAUAAAGAUGGACCCUGAGAUUGUGGAGAAUAUUGUUCUGCUGGCGAUUGUCACCUUGAUAAGUGUCAUCCAGAAUGUUUCAUUUGCAUUCAAAGUGGAGAAUGAAUCCAAGAGUCAGCAAUCCAGGAGUUUCCAGAGGACCGGCUCCCCAGCAUUUGAGAAAGUGUAUACGGCAAACCAAAACUGUAUUGAUGCAUAUCCAACCUUUCUAGCUGUGCUGUGGUGUGCGGGAUUGCUCUGUAGUCAAGCACCUGCUGCCUUUGCUGGCCUCAUGUAUUUAUUUGUCAGACAGAAGUACUUUGUUGGAUAUCUGGGAGAAAAGACACAGAGCACCCCUGGGUAUAUUUUUGGAAAACGCAUCAUCUUUUUCCUGUUUGCUAUGUCGGUGGCUGGCGUCCUGAACUAUUACCUUAUUUUAGUUUUUGGAAGCAGCAUUGAAACAUACCUGAAAACAAUGAGCAGUGUUAUCUCACCAUUACUUCUUAUCCCAUAAUCCUUACGUAUUUGGUCUAUAUGGGUUCAGGCCAUGUUUUUGUGGUCCACAAUUUCAUUGGUUCUACCUUAGACUAUAACUACUUAGUCUUGUAGUUCCAGGUAUAUCCAAGAAAAUGUACAAUCAAGCACUCCCUAACUGGCUUUUUGGCUGCCCCCCCCAUCCCAUUUACUGCUUUUGGCCCCUUGGGGUGCCAGCCCCACAGUUUGGAAACCGAUGCCAUAAUCAUUAUUUUGUGCCUUUGAAAAGCUUUACAAACAAUAAGAAGCCCAUGUACAUUGCACCAGUGCAACAGUAGUCGGACCCACUUUUAUAGGAAACUGCUUCUGGACGCAUGGAGCCCCAUGUGCCCAUCUUGCCCCACCCCAGCCAUGACUAAACAUGACCUCAGUACCCCCUAUUUAAUUUUGCUUCAUUUACAGCAAUCUAGACACCCAGUGGGGAUGGGCACCCGGUGGCUCACUGAUUGUGACCCUGACUGUGUAAAAAGCAUUUGGCCCCCAACCUUGUGACUGAAUCAGAUAUUUGGGCCACAGUGUAGAAUAAAUAAAAGUGACGGUAUACAGAAAAAAAAUAAGUGACCCUUAUUUUAGACAAUUUAAUUAAAUGUAUUUUCCCUUUAACAAGGGGGUUAAUUCACUAAAUGCAGGAAAAGUUCUUAUACAAAUUAGACCUCUCUAAAACUGAACUGGUUCUCUUCCCCCCAUCCAACGCCCACAUUGUUCCCGAGGUAUCUAUAACGGUUAACAAUUCUACCAUCACCCCAUCUUCCCAGGCCCGGUGCCUUGGGGUUAUCCUUGAUUCUGCCCUGUCCUUCACUCCUCAUAUCCAAUCACUUAUCAAAUCAUGUCACUUUCACCUAAGAAAUAUCUCCAAAAUCCGAUCAUUUAUCACCCAAGAUGCUGCCAAAAUUCUUAUUCACUCUCUUAUAAUAUCUCGCCUGGACUACUGUAACUCACUAUUAAUUGGCCUUCCCCUCCAAAGACUGUCCCCUCUCCAGUCCAUAAUGAAUACUGCUGCCAGGCUCAUACACCUCUCCAACCGCUCCUCCUCUGCCAUGCCGCUCUGCCAAUCCCUGCACUGGCUUCCCCUACCAUCCAGGAUAAAAUUCAAACUCCUGACUCUCACAUUUAAAGCAGUCCAUAACUCUGCCCCACCCUACAUCUCUGAACUCAUCUCUAGGUACCAUCCAACCCGCUUGUUACACUCCCUACUGACCUGCUCCCCAACUCCUCUCUCAUUCCCUCCUCACACACUCGCAUUCAAGGCUUUGCAAGGGCUGCCCCCCUUCUCUGGAAUUCGCUCCCACAAUCUGUCAGACUUUCUCCCAAUCUCUCUGCCUUCAAGAGAUCUCUAAAAACACAUUUAUUUAGAGAAGCUUACCCUAAUCUAGUUUAGCAAUACCCUGUGCCCCACCUCUCACAACUCUGGUCAUGCCCAUUCCCACACCUUGUGUCUCAACCCUUUCUCCUUGUAGAUUGUAAGCUCUUUUGGGCAGGGCUCUCUUCCCCUCUUGUAUCGGUUAUUGAUUGCUUUAUAUGUUACUCUGUAUGUCCAAUAUAUGUAACCCACUUAUUGUACAGCGCUGCGGAAUAUGUUGGCGCUUUAUAAAUAAAUGUAAUGUAAUGUAAUGUAUUGAUCUUAUAAAGAUGGAAGUGCUAAAAUUUUCUGUUUAUAGAUAUUGACACAUGGGAACCAAUUAACUCGCAGCAGGAAAGACAAGAAAUAAUGCAAAUAAAACAACCUCUUUUACUUGUAAUGUA